CAACAGCAACUCACAAUUUCAGAUUUUUUUUCUUUCGUUCAUUUAAUCAAAGGUCGAGACUUUAAGAGCCAAAAAGAGUCACAGAACCAAAGGGUAUUGCUUUCUGUGUAAAAAUCAUCAUCUGGGUCUCUAAUGGCGAGUUGGGCACUCACUCAACCUCCUAAAUUCUCAAGACCCAGACCCGGUUCCAUCUCUAAUGGCACCAGUUUCUCAGGGCCAAGAUUUUUACACACAAGCAAGACCCCUACAGAUCUCAAAAAAGCAAUUUUUAUCAGCAGAGAGAGACCAUGUUGGGAAAUUAAAGUGAGUGCUCCAUAUAAAGCUGCUUCAAUUGAAGACGAGGAAGAAAAAAAUGGUGAAUUUGACCCUGGUUCACCACCUCCAUUCAAAUUAUCUGAUAUUAGAGAUGCUAUUCCCAAGCAUUGCUGGGUUAAGAAUCCAUGGAGGUCGAUGAGUUAUGUCGUUAGAGAUGUUGCUGUCGUUUUUGGUUUGGCUGCUGCUGCUGCUUAUCUUAAUAACUGGAUUGUUUGGCCUUUGUAUUGGGCUGCUCAAGGAACCAUGUUUUGGGCUCUUUUUGUUCUUGGUCACGAUUGUGGACAUGGAAGCUUUUCAAAUAAUCAUAAGUUGAAUAGUGUUGUUGGUCAUCUUCUUCAUUCUUCAAUUCUUGUUCCUUAUCAUGGAUGGAGAAUUAGUCAUAGGACUCAUCAUCAAAAUCAUGGACAUGUUGAGAAUGAUGAAUCAUGGCACCCAUUGUCUGAGAAAUUAUUUAGAAAUUUGGAUGGAAUGACGAAGAAAUUGCGUUUCGCAUUACCUUUCCCAAUGCUUGCAUACCCUUUCUAUCUUUGGAGCAGAAGUCCCGGAAAAACGGGUUCUCACUUCCACCCGGAGAGUGAUUUGUUCACACCAAAUGAGAGGAAGGAUGUGAUCACGUCUACCGUCUGCUGGACAACCAUGCUGGCUUUGCUUGUUGGAUUAUCUUUUGUAAUGGGUCCAGUUCAAGUGCUUAAGCUCUAUGGGGUCCCAUACUGGGGGUUUGUCAUGUGGCUGGACUUCGUGACUUACUUGCAUCACCAUGGUCAUGAGGAUAAACUUCCUUGGUAUCGUGGAAAAGAGUGGAGUUAUUUGCGAGGAGGGUUGACGACACUUGAUCGUGACUAUGGCUGGAUUAAUAACAUCCAUCAUGACAUUGGCACGCACGUUAUCCACCACCUCUUUCCUCAAAUCCCGCAUUAUCACUUAAUAGAAGCGACUGAAGCAGCUAAGCCUGUGCUGGGAAAGUACUACCGGGAGCCAGAAAAAUCCGAGCCUUUACCUUUGCAUCUAAUUGGAGAUCUGAUAAGAAGCUUGAGGACCGACCACUAUGUUAGCGACACUGGUGAUAUUGUGUACUACCAGACUGAGGCUCAACUGAGCGGCACACCAUCAGAGUAAAACUCCGAUUACCCUUUCCAAAUUGAGUUGCUUUAUGGCACUCGGGUCCCUUUGCGUAGCUUAGACAAGUUGAUUGAGCUGUUUUUGGAUAGUAUUGGCAUCAAUUGUUUUCCAGAGCAUUCAAAUCCUAGAAAAUUGUUUUGCUAUAGAGUUCAUGUCUGUUGAAAAAUCGCUGCAUACGAGUAGGCCAUCAUUUUUUUGUCAAGGCGCAGGGGAUUUAUAUAUAUGUAGAAUAGUUUUGCAUAGUAAUGCUGUAAUUCUUGAAGAGGAAAUAACCUCUUCAGCAAAUUACAUUUUUUAUUGACUAAUUGAUUUAAAACUGAAGGAAAAAUAAUGAUUCAUACUGAAAA
Messenger RNA from Mercurialis annua (annual mercury), 1781 nucleotides. RefSeq names its product omega-3 fatty acid desaturase, chloroplastic-like. The record is from RefSeq and is a predicted model, not a curated record. NCBI's taxonomy places the organism in Eukaryota, Viridiplantae, Streptophyta, Magnoliopsida, Malpighiales, Euphorbiaceae. Gene Ontology annotation, biological process: lipid metabolic process. The transcript is spliced from 8 exons. The coding region runs from base 133 to 1431 and encodes 432 amino acids. Gene Ontology annotation, molecular function: oxidoreductase activity, acting on paired donors, with oxidation of a pair of donors resulting in the reduction of molecular oxygen to two molecules of water.